Molecule: messenger RNA, 1542 nt
Organism: Eremothecium sinecaudum
Lineage: Eukaryota; Fungi; Ascomycota; Saccharomycetes; Saccharomycetales; Saccharomycetaceae
Exons: 1
Coding region: 1-1542 (513 amino acids)
Cellular component (GO): Cul4-RING E3 ubiquitin ligase complex
Source: RefSeq, a predicted model, not a curated record
AUGUCUAACGCGCCGCUGAAUAUCCCUGGGUUCUAUUUUGAUGCAGAGAAAGGAAAGUACUUCAAGAUUGUUACCGAUGGGGCUUCUGGUACGCCAAACUAUAGUCGCGAGAAUUUAAAGCGGAAGCAGCAGGAGGAAAGUAGACGACAAAGCGAAGAUGAUUACAGAGAUCGUGCGCUGCAAGCCAGGCGUGAAAUGGUUUUACAAAUUUUGAAGGGUAGGGAUUCUGGUCUACAGCAUGAGCAACUACGAGGAAUUCAGUGGCUAAAGCAAAGUUAUCUGGGAAAUUCUUUAGAUAAAGCUAACUACAGAGAAUAUCAAGACGUUUUUGCGGGCGAGACUGUUGGAAAACUAAGUUGUGAUAUGGUAUAUGAUUCAAAAAAGAAGCUGUUCAGUUUUUUUGGUGACCGGGGGGCCCUCUAUUGGGUAAAAGACGAUGGUUGCAAUUUCAGAAAGACCCCAAUCUCCCUUGGAACUGGCUUUACUUUAGAAAAUUCUCGUCCUGUUAUAAAUUUAUGUACAGAUACUAUUCUGGGGCACUUGGUUCAGACAGAGCAGGCUUGUUUCCUUUGCAUGGCCUCAAGCAAUACAACACAGCCGAAGCUUAUAAAACUUCAGCUACCUUCGAGAGGAGAGAUAUUUGACUCCAUAGCAUUUGAUUUUGCUGAUAAUUUAAAGCUCAUUUGCCUUUCUAUGGCAAGCACAGUGCAUUUUGUAAUAUUAAGCGACACUGACAUCGGUAGAGUCGAAUUAACGUGGUUUUACAAUCUACCGAAAGCUAUUAAGUCCGACAUAUUGUCACUUACCGGCAACAAGAAAGAAUUACUCGGUAAAAGAUGCUAUGACAUCUUUCUGGGCUGCAGAAAUGGCCAAAUAUGUCGAUUGAUGCUCGAAGUAGCAGAUUACAAGGCCACUAGUCCUCCUGAUCUGCAUCCCUUGAAACCCAUAAGUAAGCUAUUCUUCAGCUUCGAUAAGCCCAUAUUGUCCAUGAAAUGUAUAAGCAGGACAAAUUUUAUUGCUGUCUCAAUAAUUGGCUACCCCCAACAGAACUUGUGCAUAAUCAAUGCUACUGCGAAGUCCGAAAACCCAGUUGUAGUCCAAUUUAACACCAAAUUUCAAAAUGUAUUCAAGGUAACAGAGAUAUUCAGCAUUACUGGUGAUGGUAAGUUUCUGCUCUACGGUACUACAAGUGCUGGCGAUGGCAGGGGAGAUUUUGAGAUCUUUUCGACUGAUGUACAGGAGGAAGUUGUUACUGAUUUUGAUAAAAGCAAUCUAAUUACUAUAGUUUACAAAUUGAAAACCAUGGAUGACUGUUUUCCAAAUAACUCGUUAAAAAAACUCAUAUCAGCGGCAUUAUACACCAGCAAUAGUGUGGAAGCAUCUGAUUACGAGGUUAUACAGCCCGGUGACGAUCAGUACCCAGCUCAAGUUUAUAGUCACGUGACUGGAUACGCUAAUGCAUUUCGACAUACAAGAGCAGCUAUUUUAUGUAAAGUUAAUGGAGAAGUGGGAAUGUCGAUGAAAUCAAUUGAUAUCGUAUAA